Messenger RNA from Brassica rapa (field mustard), 2308 nucleotides. RefSeq names its product protein ARV 1. Gene Ontology annotation, biological process: sterol metabolic process; sphingolipid metabolic process; regulation of plasma membrane sterol distribution. Gene Ontology annotation, cellular component: Golgi apparatus; cortical endoplasmic reticulum. NCBI's taxonomy places the organism in Eukaryota, Viridiplantae, Streptophyta, Magnoliopsida, Brassicales, Brassicaceae. The record is from RefSeq and is a predicted model, not a curated record.
AAACAUAACUUUCUAUAAGUACCAUAUACACUAAUUAAGGAUCAGAAAUGGGAUUAAGUGUGUGGGUGUGUAUAAGUACUCCGGGACAGUGAACAUCAAACAGUACGUAAGAUUGACAUAUAUGGCGACUAUAAUAUAUAUAUGGAUUAAUUUAUAUGUAUAGCUCACAUAUCUUCAAUAAAUAGGGGAACAAAGUUACAAAGGUCUACACAUAUAAAGUAUAAACACAUUUACAAGGAAAUGAUGGAAUGGAAUAUAUAAAUACGUAUUCCAAAUAGUCUACAAGUAGCUCUAUGUAUUGAAUAGAUAGAUAUGUCUCAAAAGGUUUGUGCAUAGUUGUCAAAAGUAUAAUAUUUAUAUUCAAAAGAUUGCAUAUAAAAGAAGAUACAGUGAAAUAAAACUAUAAAAGAGGACUAUUAGAGAAAAGCAUGAAUGGAAUUAAAAAAUUAUGAAAAUGACUAAAGCACAAAAUAUUUUAAUAUAUCGCUAGCUAGGUAACUAGUUGUGUAAGGAUAAAGAGAAUAAAUGACAUGCUACAAUUAUUGUUGAGUUAAAUAAACAAUUCAUUCUCAUUAGAUUCCUAACCUAAAAGAGACUGGAAAUAUGUAGGCCGGUUAGGGUUUUUUAUAGGCAUGAUUGAUGAUGAUAAGGAAACUUCGUACUGGGGUUAAUGGAUUCUUCCCUUUCUUAUAUAUUUUGAUUAAAAAAACUUAAUAAUUUCAUAUUUAGAUGUACCAUUCCAUUUUUAAUGGAUACUUGUUUUGAAGGGUAACUAUUUGAUAUAAGCCUCAUUUUAAAGCUUCUAUUGUGCAGCCAUGUUUGAUUAAACAAAGAAGAAGAGAUUGUUUAUUCUUUGACAUUCUGUUCUGGUGUAGAAAAAUCGAAGAUCCCUCUAGUUUUUCUUAUUUAAUCCAAUUAUAUAAACUUCAUCAUUGUUGAAAUGCAAUAUAAAGGUUGUUUUAUAAAAUUGUGCACCGCAAAUCAUGAAGUAUAUCUGAAAAGAACAAAUACUACGAUAUAGCAACGCAAUGAAAACCAGUAGACUUUCCAUUAGGCCUUACCAAUUGCAAUAAUUCGGACUUAAGAAUAUAUCGUUAAAUAAGUUGAGUAUGAUGUGUAAACUAUAAAGUCUAUCUGUUGCUCCUAAAGUAAUAACAGUAUCUUUUUAUUCAUUACAGUUUAUGGAUCUACGCAUUUUAAAAUGUUAGGUCACACAUGACACAGAGUUUUAUUAAUAAUAUUCUGUAGACGUAUGUAAUGAUAUUUCAGUUUGGGCUCCGAAACCCCGGUUUAUACUUAAAAAGUAGGCCCAUACAAGGCCCAUUAAGGUUUAAAACAAGUCAUCCAGAUCCUGACCCGGAUUGCGGACCCGGUCUCGGAUUCGAGUUACUUCUCAUGAGAAAGAGAGAGAGAAGGAGAGCAGCUGAGUAAGAGAUGGCGAGCGAAUACAGAUGCGUGGGAUGUGGGUUCAGGGUUAAGUCAUUGUUCAUUCAAUACUCUCCGGGCAACAUUCGUCUAAUGAAAUGCGGAAACUGCAAGGAAGUUGCAGACGAGUACAUCGAGUGUGAACGCAUGAUUAUUUUCAUCGAUUUAGUCCUCCACAGACCUAAAGUAUAUAGGCACGUCCUCUACAAUGAAAUUAAUCAAGAAACUGUUAAUAUUCAGCAUCUGUUGUGGAAGUUGGUCUUUGCUUAUCUUCUUCUAGACUCGUAUAGAAGCUUGUUACUGAGAGGAACUAAUGAGCAUUCGAGCUUGGUUCUUGUAACUGUGAAGGUUCUAGUCGACGUCCUGUCAACAAAUCUUGCAUUUCUCUUCUCUUUUGCCAUUGCUGCUAAGGGUUUGCUACAUGAAGUUUCCAGAAAAAGAGAGAUUCUUUUGGGGAUAUUAAUCUCAAGUUACUUCAAGAUGUUUCUGCUAGCGAUGCUGGUAUGGGAGUUCCCAGUGUCAGUGAUCUUCAUUAUAGAUAUGCUUGUCUUAACAUCCAACUCCAUGGCUCUUAAAGUGAUGACUGAAUCAACCACGAGCAGAUGCAUAGCUGUAUGCUUAAUCGCGCACACAGUUAGAUUCUUGGUUGGUCAGAUCAUUGAGCCAACAACAUUCUUCACACAGUUUGGAUCUCUUGUAUAUCUAUCUUCCUUGUUCAGAAUUUUAUGAUUCCAAUUUCAGCUUCCACUAUAAUCUUUUGUUUUUGAAGAAAAUAUCAAGCACUUAUACAUGUUUCAUCCAGCUCAAUAAAAUGUAUGUGUUAUACAAUUGCAAUGGCUGAUUCAUAUUAUCUCUAGUGCUACUAACAUCAAUGGUAAAGUAA